CUCAUUUUCACAGAUAUAUAAGCGGUAGUUGAGGUUUUUCUCCUCCACCAACAAAGGUAGAUGAUAGAAGGAACCAAAACACCACUCCAUAUACAAGUAACAAAGAUCCCCAAGCUUGACAAAAUCUCUCUCUCUCUCUCUCUCUCUCUCUCUCUCUCUCUCUUUCUCUGAGUUUAGACAUACAAAAACAUAAGCUAACGGGUCCCAUGAGAGAGAGGUCGAUUAAACGAGAAGUGAAGCCAAUGAAAGCCAUGAAUAAUGUUUCGAGUAAGAAGGAAUUAGUCAACAAGGGAGCAUGGACAUCAGAGGAAGAUCAAAAACUGGCCGAGGUCAUUGAAAUCCAUGGUGCUAAAAGGUGGAAGAUAAUUGCAGCUAAAGCAGGUCUUAAUCGGUGCGGCAAGAGUUGCAGGCUAAGAUGGUUGAAUUACCUGAGACCAAACAUCAAGAGAGGAAACAUAUCAGACCAAGAAGAGGAUUUGAUUCUUAGGCUUCAUAAACUACUUGGGAACAGGUGGUCUUUGAUUGCCGGAAGGUUACCUGGGCGAACAGAUAAUGAGAUAAAAAACUACUGGAAUUCUCAUUUGAGCAAGAAAAUGAAGCAGAAGGAGAAACAAAGUGGAGUAGCAACAAGAGAAGGCUGUAAUAUUAAUGGUCAGCAAAAUAGGGUGGAAGAGAAAGCAAAUGUAGAAAGGAUGAGUGAAGAGGAGAACACAUCUAAAGGAGUUGAUGACUCAGAAAUCAACUUUGAUGUGGAUGAAUUCUUUGAUUUCUCCAAUGAGAGUCCUCUGAAUUUUGAGUGGGUCACCAAAUUCCUUGAAAUGGACCAGGGCUGGAGUGACAUUUUAUAAACUGUAUAAACUUUGUUUUCUCUCCAUGAACUUCGUACAGUUCAAGCCAUUCAGAGGCGUGAGUAAUUUUUCAUAAUAUUUCACUUUUUUUUUUGCCCUUUAAGAUUUUCAUGUAUUUGGUGGGAUUCAUGGUUGAAUAUCAGCUCUUUCGUACGCUGAAA
Molecule: messenger RNA, 1009 nt
Organism: Alnus glutinosa
Lineage: Eukaryota; Viridiplantae; Streptophyta; Magnoliopsida; Fagales; Betulaceae
Product: transcription factor MYB3-like
Exons: 3
Coding region: 207-848 (213 amino acids)
Source: RefSeq, a predicted model, not a curated record